CCAGUGGGGAAGACAGAAAGUGACACAGAAAGGGGGUGGAGAAAAAGAAGGGAAGAGAGAGAGAACCAUAUUAAAGGAAUAAAACCAAGCAACUGAGAAGAACAAACAGUCCCACUCAACUAUAGAAGGGAAAAGCGCUAAAGCAAGGAAAGAAGCAGUAAAGAUACUGGAAAUCAGUUUUACAGUCUGCACAUGCCUAAUGUAGCAGCCUUCCCUGAGAAAACAAGCCACAGUAACACCCCAAGCUGUACCGGGUAGAACCAAUGUGAAGACAUGCUUGGUCUGCAAUUCCAAACAUACAUGGCAGCAUAGAAAACUCAGCCUUGCUGCAACCAGGGAGAACUUUGUUCAUUUUUACCCUAAUGAGCGAGAUGAAUCAAGAAAAGGCAACCAGUCAACUAGCAACAGCAGGAGCCAUAGGGACACCUGCAAACAACACGUACUCACAUGGAAAAAUGGGGAGACCACUGAUCAUAUUCUGCAUGUGUAGUUGUGCUACAGCACACUGAACCUUGGACACACCAGUACAGCAAACUCUAGAGGCUGUGUCUGAUUCUCCCUUCAAGGUUUCUCACCCUUCCUGGUGAGCAAAAAUGGGGGACUGGAGUUUCCUCGGAGAGUUCCUUGAGGAGGUCCACAAACACUCCACAGUGGUGGGGAAAGUAUGGCUGACCGUACUCUUCAUCUUCCGGAUGCUGGUACUUGGUACAGCAGCUGAGUCCUCAUGGGGGGACGAGCAGUCUGACUUCAUGUGCGAUACCCAGCAGCCUGGUUGUGAGAAUGUCUGCUACGACAAGGCUUUCCCCAUCUCCCACGUCCGGUUUUGGGUCCUCCAGAUCAUCUUUGUCUCCACCCCAUCUCUGGUGUACAUGGGCCACGCGAUGCACACAGUGCGCAUGGAAGAGAAGAGGAAGAUGAAGGAAGCAGAAACAGAGGCCCGGGAGAUGAAAAACGACGGUGACACAUACUACCAGCAGAAGUGCCCUGUGGCAGAGAAGGCUGAGCUGUCUUGCUGGGAUGAAUCAGGAGGCAAAAUUAUACUCAGGGGCAGUUUGCUGAACACCUACGUCUACAGCAUUUUGAUUCGCACCGCUAUGGAAGUGGCCUUCAUCGUGGGACAGUACAUCUUGUAUGGGAUCUUCCUGGAGACUCUAUAUAUCUGCCAGCGGGCACCUUGCCCCCAUCCUGUCAACUGCUACGUUUCCCGUCCCACCGAGAAGAACGUGUUCAUUGUCUUCAUGCUGGCUGUGGCAGUGCUCUCUCUAUUCCUCAGCCUGGCUGAGCUGUACCACUUGGGCUGGAAAAAAGCCAAAGAGAGGUGCUCUCGGGCUUACAAACCCAGCCCCAGCACAACCCCUGGCAGACUGGAGUCUGCCCCACAAGUAGAGAGGGCCCAGAUGUACACUCCCCCUCCAGAUUUUAAUCAGUGCUUGGCAAGUCCCAAUGGGAAGUUCAUCAGCCCCUUCAGCAACAAGAUGGCUUCCCAGCAGAACACUGCCAACUUCGCCACCGAGAGGGUCCACGGUCAGGAGGAUGCUGCCAGUGAAGGGCCCUUCAUUAAGUCCAGCUACAUGGAAAGUCCAGAGGUGGCCAAUGAAUGUGCAGCACCUGCCUUCCCUGAGAGCUACUACAAUGAGAAACGCCGAUUCAGCAAGACCAGCCGUGCCAGCAGUAAGGCUAGGUCGGAUGAUUUGUCUGUGUGACCUGUCUCCAGGAAGGAUAAGGAACAGUCUCAGCAGCUAGUAAAGUUCUGCAAGGUGGACUCCAGACUCUUGCCACUAACCUCUCUCUUUUAACACCCUCCAGCUCCUUUUCAGUGAACAUUAUUGCCAUAUUGCAGACAGCCCUCCUCACACCUCAAGACAGAGGCAGCCACUGGGGGACACACCCCUGGAGGCUGAAGAAAGGCAUCCUCUUGAUGAAAAUAUGGCCAAGCAGGGCCAUCCUCACAUCUCAUGGGACCCACAGGGACUGGGGACUUAGCUGCAAAUUGGUAGAGCUGGCUAGCAGACUCACUCAAACAUGAGGCCAGCCAACCACUGCAACACUAUAUUCAACAGACUGGACCUCAACUCCCUUGCAUCUGCUUUGGUGUCCGUUUAACAUUUGCUACAUCAGCUUGGCAAUUAUACAAGCUGAUGCUACACGUUGGUAGGUUUUCUAAAAGAAAGAACUUCUCUACUGCUUUGUUCUCUCUCUUUCUAAGCCUCCCUUUCUCUUCUUGAGCCCAGAUACUUUAUACCAGUUUACCUAUACAGUAAAUCCUACUUGAAUUUUUGACACUGUGUAUAUAACUCUUCCCAUAGAUAAGGAUUGUCCAUGGUCCCCUAAACGCCACUGCCUCGUGUCUAACUUUGAAAUCCCUUUCUCAUUCCUACUUCAGAAAAGCAGAUUGGCCCCAGGAGCCCUGGGAUAUUGGUUAGGUGACCAGCUGAUGAAGGCUACGGAAUUUUCCCCAAGAUAUUUAUGUCAUCAAUUCUAAGCAAGAUAUCCAUUAAUAGAAAUAGAGAUUCUCCUGUGAGAACAUAUAUUCUACUGGUAAAAAAAAAGGAGGAAUUAUCACGUGGAAACAAAGUGAUUUUUCCCCCCUUUAAAACUCAUCUUUCGAGCAACCUGAAUGCUGCUGAGAAGGUGCUACCAGCUGCCAACUUGGGAGAAAAACAUCCUGUUUAUCUGCAGAAGGGGUGCGGCCUGUCUCCUCUCCUCACUGCCCUGCCAAAACACUUCAGCAUCAUUUGCAUGGAGCGAGAGUCCUCUCCGGGCCCCACGCAGCAUUCAGCUUUUGGCUGCUCUCUCAAGCCUGUCAGCCAGUGAGAGCCACGAUAUUUGUCCUCAUGAGAGGUCUCUUCUGCCAUCGGUUCCUCUUCAUCUCCACUCCAUCCCUAGUGCACAUGGCCUAAGAAACCAGCCAUGGACCAGCUCUUUCCACCACUGCAGCCAUGCAGAGCAGCUGCUGGAGGCCAACACUGCACAGUGAGUCUGGUGGAUGAGGUCUGUAGGCAGCUCCCACUCCAGAUGCAUUUCCUCACUGCAAAGCUGACAUCCUUCUUUUACAGAGAUACGCUAACCAGAUCUGCUCCGUUCUGUUUACCCUGCACUGCCCUUUCACAAAUGGGCCAUAGCUUCCCAACACAGGACUCUGUGAGCAUAUGGCCUGGGACUAGCUUAUGAGAGGGCCGAGCCACUCCCUCUCAUACGGACUGUUGAAAGGGAUUGUGAAUGCUUGCUCCUGACACAUUGUUAGAUUUGGUACAGUUCCCUGUACACGUACAUACAUUGCCACUCACAGAGCGGAAAAAAGUUUUUUUGUUUGUAAGGUGUUUUUCGUACGUGUAUUUUUUAAUCCUGAAAUGACCUGCGUGCUCUCCUUAACAUGAGAUUGUGGUCAAUUGUGCCUAGGUUUGUCCUAAUAAAGUUCUAACUUCAA
Molecule: messenger RNA, 3427 nt
Organism: Dromaius novaehollandiae (emu)
Lineage: Eukaryota; Metazoa; Chordata; Aves; Casuariiformes; Dromaiidae
Gene: GJA5
Product: gap junction protein alpha 5
Exons: 3
Coding region: 594-1703 (369 amino acids)
Biological process (GO): cell-cell signaling; atrial cardiac muscle cell to AV node cell communication by electrical coupling; heart development
Cellular component (GO): connexin complex
Molecular function (GO): gap junction channel activity involved in atrial cardiac muscle cell-AV node cell electrical coupling
Source: RefSeq, a predicted model, not a curated record